CAAAUGAUAAUUGCUUCUAAUUGGCAUCCCCAGAAGCACCUUAAUUAUUUAUCUGCAGCUGUCACUCAAAGAGGGAAAUUCUUCCUACCUUUGGAAAACUGGUUUUCUUUCAUAUUGUUAUUCUAAUACAUACAAAGCAAAGCACAAAAUCUGCAAGAGCAAAGAUAUUUACACGAAACCGAAGGUUUAAGUAUCUAAUCAUUAAAGUGUUGUUGUGCCGUCUUUAAAAAUGAGGUCUGAAAAACAGAAGCUAUCACGUGAAAGGUGAAACCCGUAAAGAAGGGGUGAAAAUGAGGGGGACAGGUAAUUCAGAAAUAAGAUCCAGAAGUGAGAAGGUGAGGUAAUAGCAACCUGGUGUGUGCAGCAUUUCUAAAAUGAAAGAGAACAAAUAACAGGAACCUGGGGAAUUUGAGAACACAAAGAAGCAUAGUAUCCAUGAAUUAUGAAGAGAAACAGAUACAAACUAGAAAGGAUUGUAAAAAUUAUGUGACCAAAUAAUACUUUGAUUGAACUUUCAAUAUAAAAAUAUAUUUUCAUUAGUAAAUCCAAGGUGCAUUGCAGCUUCUGGAGAUUUAAGCUUAGCCUAAAGUCUGAGACACACCUACGGUUUCAUUUUCAAAGUAAAACAUUCACCUAGUAAUAAAAUGAGUUUUAAUUUUCCUAUCAGUGGCAUAUUUAGGGCAUAUUUUUGGAAGAUUAGUAUGCAAAACAUCAAGUUUGUCAAUUUUUUCAUGUUGCAAUAUAUGACUAACUGAAGUUUUGAAACAGUAAGAUAACUUCUAUUUAUUUUAAAGUUUGCACCUAGAGACAAGAGUUUGACGUAUGACGACUGCACAUCUGUUUGAUAGUGGUGCUUAACAUAACCCUGAUUUGAAAAAGUGGCAUUAUUUUGUUCAGUGUGCCUGACAGGAGGGAGAAGGAAAGCUAUUUGAGAUUAGUUGACUUUAAAAUAUAUGAGUGGAACUAGGAAAUGCUAAUAUCUAACUUCUCAGCCUAACUGCCGGCAAAGUACUAGCUCUGUGAUUAGAUUGAAUUCUCCAACAACAACAUCUCAGAUUAUGGCAAGAAAGAAAAGGAGAGGGAUUAUAGAGAAAAGGCGUCGGGAUCGGAUAAAUAACAGUUUAUCUGAGUUGAGAAGACUUGUGCCAACUGCUUUUGAAAAACAAGGAUCUGCAAAGUUAGAAAAAGCUGAAAUAUUGCAAAUGACAGUGGAUCAUUUGAAGAUGCUUCAGGCAACAGGGGGUAAAGGCUACUUUGACGCACACGCUCUUGCCAUGGACUUCAUGAGCAUAGGAUUCCGAGAGUGCCUAACAGAAGUUGCGCGGUACCUGAGCUCCGUGGAAGGCCUGGACUCCUCGGAUCCGCUGCGGGUGCGGCUUGUGUCUCAUCUCAGCACUUGCGCCACCCAGCGGGAGGCGGCGGCCAUGACAUCCUCCAUGGCCCACCACCAUCAUCCGCUCCACCCGCAUCACUGGGCCGCCGCCUUCCACCACCUGCCCGCAGCCCUGCUCCAGCCCAACGGCCUCCAUGCCUCAGAGUCAACCCCUUGUCGCCUCUCCACAACUUCAGAAGUGCCUCCUGCCCACGGCUCUGCUCUCCUCACGGCCACGUUUGCCCAUGCGGAUUCAGCCCUUCGAAUGCCAUCCACGGGCAGCGUCGCCCCCUGCGUGCCACCUCUCUCCACCUCUCUCUUGUCCCUCUCUGCUACCGUCCACGCCGCAGCCGCAGCAGCCACCGCGGCUGCACACAGCUUCCCUCUGUCCUUCGCGGGGGCAUUCCCCAUGCUCCCCCCAAACGCAGCAGCAGCAGUGGCCGCGGCCACAGCCAUCAGCCCGCCCUUGUCAGUAUCAGCCACGUCCAGUCCUCAGCAGACCAGCAGUGGAACAAACAAUAAACCUUACCGACCCUGGGGGACAGAAGUUGGAGCUUUUUAAAUUUUUCUUGAACUUCUUGCAAUAGUAACUGAAUGUCCUCCAUUUCAGAGUCAGCUUAAAACCUCUGCACCCUGAAGGUAGCCAUACAGAUGCCGACAGAUCCACAAAGGAACAAUAAAGCUAUUUGAGACACAAA
Molecule: messenger RNA, 2070 nt
Organism: Pan troglodytes (chimpanzee)
Lineage: Eukaryota; Metazoa; Chordata; Mammalia; Primates; Hominidae
Gene: HEY2
Product: hes related family bHLH transcription factor with YRPW motif 2
Exons: 5
Coding region: 1059-1934 (291 amino acids)
Biological process (GO): regulation of DNA-templated transcription
Molecular function (GO): DNA binding; protein dimerization activity
Source: RefSeq, a predicted model, not a curated record